GCGCUUGUCCAAGAACUGAAGUUUGGUUGCUUCUCAUUCGGAAGUGGUAUAUCUGGAAAUUCAAGCGCCCACAGCAACUCUUCCUUGCGAAAGAUGACCUGGUUUUGCUGAUUGCAUUACGGGCUGCUAUCAGCAUCCUAACAUGAUGAGACGGUCACGCUGCAUGGGGAUCAGCAGAGUCUGGGAUGUUCGGUCAGGACCUCUUGGCCAUCACAUUCGGCAAUGCUGUAUUGUGCGCUUUGCAUAUGGUCGCAAGCUCAAUCCAAGCCAAAGCGUCGAUGUGAAAAGGGCUGUGAGAUGCGACCAGUGGCAAUACAAUCAUGUCGAAGCUACUCUUGCAGUAAAAAGGGUGUGCGCGGUACUAUCUGCGGUCACCAUGUCCACCAAGUUCGUCCAUCAUCGGAGGUGUCGUGCCAGCUUCUUGCUCCACAAUGUAGUCAGUCUAGAAUGGCCUAUGAGACCUCCGGAGGUGACAGUGCUUCCUGAAACCCGGCAUCAACGGCGAGAACGGUACCCUUCUACUCCGAGCUACGAGGAUUUGUGUACCGAGACCCUGAACGCAAGAGAAGCUCGGCACCGAGCGGUCGUUAUCGGCGUAAGUAUGCACAGUCGCAAUAUACCUCCCUUAUGUCGUUCGCUUCUGCACUCUGGAAUGAUCAAAGCACCGGGAUGAACACGGUUAAAUUGAGGGAAUAACGGAGACUAAUAAUACAGGGAUGAUAGACAAUGAAAUGCUAAGGAUACAACUCGAUAAACAAGUGAGUACAGUAAUUCUAUAACAUCGAAUAGUAUGCAGUUGUUCUUCCGUAUCGUACCAGCCCCGCUGAAAAGUGAUCCUCGUCUUGCAUGCAGGAUCGUCCGCGAGGCGGAAAGAGGUAUAGUAUGUGUGUGUAUCGAAAAGCGAA
This is a messenger RNA of Laetiporus sulphureus 93-53, 905 nucleotides long. RefSeq lists its product as uncharacterized. The record is from RefSeq and is a predicted model, not a curated record. Lineage: Eukaryota; Fungi; Basidiomycota; Agaricomycetes; Polyporales; Laetiporaceae. The coding region runs from base 143 to 673 and encodes 176 amino acids. The transcript is spliced from 3 exons.